This is a messenger RNA of Pecten maximus, 1729 nucleotides long. RefSeq names its product serine/threonine-protein phosphatase 6 regulatory ankyrin repeat subunit B-like. NCBI's taxonomy places the organism in Eukaryota, Metazoa, Mollusca, Bivalvia, Pectinida, Pectinidae. The transcript has 6 exons. The coding region runs from base 155 to 1729 and encodes 524 amino acids. Gene Ontology annotation, molecular function: protein phosphatase 1 binding; protein phosphatase regulator activity. The record is from RefSeq and is a predicted model, not a curated record. Gene Ontology annotation, cellular component: plasma membrane.
UCACACCAGGAAGUUUAUAUCAAUCGACAUUAUGGCUAGUUACAUACUUGCGUAUAUUUCCCUAGAGACCUUUGAUAAUCUUGUCAGUAUAUGGAUGCCCAGUCGGUUUGGCAGUCUUGAAUUUGGAAUAGCCUACUUUUUCUGAAACACACGAAUGGAUUAUAAAGACGGUGACGCUCAUGCCGCUGCUAUCCAGGGCAACCUCGUCCAAGUUAAGAAACUGGAUGAAUCCGGUUAUCUAUGGGACAAACAGGAUAAAUUUGGUGAUACACCUCUAAUGGAGAGCAUUAUGUAUGGUCAUCGAAAUGUGGCUGGAUUUCUCAUAGACAAGGUAUCACCAGCUACUAUGGAGAUGAAAGAUAGAAAUAACUGGAACGCUCUUCAUCUCAUGGCAAAAUAUGGACGUCCUUGGCGAGGUAUUUGGAACAGGAUUGUAGAGAAUGCUCCACAGUGUUUAGUUCAGAAGGACACGGAAGGUCGAACCCCGAUAGAAUUACUUCAGCUGUUAUCUUCGAAGAGCGAAGGCCAUGCAUUACUUAAAACAGUACUGGAAGAAGAUGCUGCUCAUGCUGCUGCUGUCCAGGGCAACCUCAUUCAAGUUAAGAAACUGGAGGAAUCUGGCUAUCCGUUGGACAAACAGGAUAAAUUUGGAGAAACACCUCUAAUGGAGAGCAUUAUGUAUGGUCAUCGAAAUGUGGCCGGAUUUCUCAUAGACAAGGUAUCACCAGCUUCUACAGAGAUACAAAACACAAGAAAUAAUUGGAACGCUCUUCAUCUCAUGGCAAAAUAUGGACGUCCUUGGCGAGGUAUUUGGAACAGGAUUGUAGAGAAUGCUCCACAGUGUUUAGUUCAAAAAGACACGGAAGGUCGAACCCCGACAGACUUACUUCAGCUGUUGUCUUCGAAGAGCGAAGGUCAUGCUUCACUUAAAUCAAUACUGGACGAAGAUUAUAUAACCAGCCGUGCCAAAGAUUUGGUGAUAAAUGGGGACUUAGAAGAGGUUAAACAGCUUUACAGUGAUGGAUAUCCGCUAAAGACGCAAAACCUUGUAGGGCAGACUUCUCUCAUGCUUGCAAUAAAGCACAGAAGGGAAGAUAUUGCUAAAUUCUUGGCAAAAAUCAUUCCUGAAAGUGAUGUCAGCAUCGAAGACAAUAGAAGUAGAAAUGCUCUUCAUUACCUGGCGAUGUUGGAGCGUCCUUGGAAGGAGGUCUGGCAGAUACUUUCACAGAAAUGUCCUCAACUUCUGUAUAAAAAUGAUGAAGCUAAGAUGAGCCCGAUGGAAUUGGUGAUUAUGAUGCAGCACAAAAGCAGUGAACACAAAAGCUUGUACGAAUACGUCAUGAAGAAUGACCUCCCACGCUUUGUCAGAGAAUUAGACGAAGAGGCCAUAAGAAGUUAUCUAGGUGGAUUGGAGGAACAUGCAGAAGAAACCAGAAACAUCAAAAUGAUGUUCAUUGGCCAUGCAAUGGUGGGGAAAACUUGUCUAGUGAAACAGCUUUUCGGGGAACAUAUUGAUCUCCAGAGUCACCACUCAACCAAUGUUGCGGAACUUCAUCUCCGAAGACUUUUACUGGAUAUGCUCACACUGGAGAGAAUAACAGGCACUUCAGCGAAAGACAUUGUACUUGAACGACUUCGCAUGGUUAGCAGUAAAAUCAAAGAAGAUAACCGAAGGAUUGAACCAGUAUCAGGACUGAUAAAAGAAUGUAAGAACGGUUACAUAUUGUAA